AUGUCCCCAGCAUCAAGUUUGUUGGUGGACCACACGUGUUUACUAGUAAGUUGUUACAUUGAGCCACUAACAAUAGAAUCCAGCAGUGCCCCGGGACCUCAUCCGUGUGCUCCAAACUCCAUAAUGCCCAGCAAAGCUUCCUCUGGUGCUUCCACAACGCAAAGCUUCAGUACGGGCCCUAUUGCCUUUGAGAGCAGAAACUUGCUCUCUCCGCGUUUCAGAUAUACCGCUUUGGAGGAAUUAGAGAUCGAAGACGUGAAUACUGGAGGGGCAGAGUACAUUAUUAGAUAA
Messenger RNA from Ogataea philodendri, 291 nucleotides. RefSeq lists its product as uncharacterized. Gene Ontology annotation, biological process: 2-oxoglutarate metabolic process. The record is from RefSeq and is a predicted model, not a curated record. The transcript has a single exon. Lineage: Eukaryota; Fungi; Ascomycota; Pichiomycetes; Pichiales; Pichiaceae. The coding region runs from base 1 to 291 and encodes 96 amino acids.